GGCGGCGGCGGGCAGCGUUGCGAAGCGAGGAGCUAGUGGGUCGCUUUUCCCCGGCAUGUGUGCGGGGUUUGGUCUGCCCUGAGCGGGGCCUCUGGGCACGGAGCCUUCGCCAUGGGGCUGGGACUGGGUCUGGCCGCGGUACUGGCGGCUGCCGCGCUGUGCGGGUGCGGAGCGCUCGGCGGGCGCGUCCUCAGCGGUCAAAAGGUAUGCUAUGGUGGCUUCAAGCGCUCCUGCUACAAGAUAGCUUAUUUCCAGGACUUGUCCAGACGCGUGGGCUUUCAGGAGGCCCGCCAAGCUUGUGAAAUGGAUGGUGGGGCUUUACUGAGCUUGGAAAGUGAAGCUGAGCAGCAGCUUAUAGAAAACAUGUUACAGAACCUCACUAGGUCAGGCUCUGGGAUUUCCGAUGGUGAUUUCUGGAUUGGGUUGUGGAGAAGUGGUGAUGGACUGGCAACCUCCAGUGCUUGCCCUGACCUUUACCAUUGGGCUGAUGGAAGUAUUUCACCCUUCAGAAAUUGGUAUACAGAUGAGCCUUCCUGUGGAAGCGAAGCCUGUGUUGUCAUGUAUCAUCAGCCAACUGCAAACCCUGGACUGGGAGGGCCAUAUCUUUAUCAAUGGAAUGAUGAUAGAUGCAACAUGAAGCACAAUUUUAUCUGCAAGUAUGGCCCAGACAAUGUCUUAGAAAAAGAAUUAGGAGACAGAGCAGAGCCAGAUUACGGUAUUUUUCCAACAGUGCCAGCAGGAAAUCCAUAUGACACAAACAAACCAGAAGAUCAGUAUCAUGUAAUAGCUACUGAAACAGGUAUAAUUCCAAAUCUAAUUUAUGUUGUAAUACCCACUAUACCACUACUACUGUUAAUACUGGUGGCUUUUGGGACUUGCUGUUUCCAGAUGCUUCAUAAAAGGGAAGCAAGGAGAAACUGCUUCAAAGACCCAUCUCCAUUAUCAUCUGAAUGCCUUGCAGAAAGUUUAAAUUCCAACCUGUAAAGGAAGAACAAAAACAAGUCCGAACCAGUCCACACUGUGGAUUUCAAAGACCCCUAGGAAGGACAGUAGCAUGGAGGUAUAAUGAUUUACUGACUGAAAACAAAGCAAAAAUAACAUUUUGCAGUUGGGCUGUAUUAUAAUGUCGUCUGAGAACAUUAGCUUGGAAUGGCUUGAAAAUGCAAAGGAUCUACAAGAAUGAACUGUAAGCUCCCCCUUGAGGCAAAUGUUCAGAUCAUUUUUAUAUAAUGUUUGAGUAUUAAUUCAGUAACAAAAUAUGCCAUGCUAAAUAAAGGAUAUGUGUUUAUUUUGCUAAGAGAUGUAAGUCAGCUAGUUGUGAGUAAUGAAAUGAAAGCGCAUUUGAAAUUUUUAUGAGGGCAUAUCUACAAUGUAUAUCAAUUUUAAGAUAGAUUGUUUGUAGUUUAACAAAACCUUGUUUUCUUUAAUCUCCUAUGCAUUGUAACCUAGUUGAUGUAUUGUACAUGGAACUGACAAUUUUGCAGUGUAACAAUUAUUUAUCUUUGCAUAAAUGUUUGAUACAAAAUAUUUGUUUAGUAUUUAUUUGCGCACUUAAAACACUUUUUUGAUCCUCAGGCACAAAUUACAUUGGUAUACAUAAAUUAUGUUUGCUGGCAGAGUCUGCUGCCAUUUUCAACAUUCAUCUGCUGUGACAAAAUUCAAGGAUUCAAAAGUGGUUUGAUCUCAUGUAAUGAAUCCACUUUAUCAAGGAGUGACUACCAUAUCUUUUUGACUUCUUCGUCCAAGGUCAACAUAAAUCACUUGGCAAAUGUUAAAACAUUAAUGAGGUUCCUUUGAAUACAGUUCUUUGUGAUUAAGCAAAAUAUUUUUUACUUUUUCUGAGAGAAAAUAAGAAUUUCAGUAUCACAAUGGCAAGAGUAUAAGAAUAGCAUCAGUUGUUUCAGUAAAUCUAAGAAAUGAAGACUUUAGAGAUUAUUUAAAUAUAGUAGUUUUUCAGGAAUAAUGGAUCGAAAGGAAGACAAAUGGCUUUUCUUGGAAACAGCACUAAGAGAUUGAUGCCAGCGUUAAUGGGGUUUAGCUAGAAGAGUGAUAAUUGUGUUAAUUGGUAGAUCUAGAGGUAACCCUGAUUCAUUUAAAGUCCUUUAUAAAAAAAUAUUACUAAUAUCAUUAAUGUUAAUUCUCUUUGAUUCCUUAAGAGCUUUCUGUGCUAUUAGGAUGAAGUCUCGGGGUGCUAGCAAAAGCACUCUAGCUGAUUUGUUGGUGACAGUCUGGUGCUGUAUAAGAAAGGCUUGUUUUUGCAGCAGUUUGCAGCAAGAGUUCAAAAGCACAAGUUCGUCAGGCUUUCCAUUAAUACAGAUGAGGAAUUACUGCUGUGUGGAAGCUGGGGGAAGCUGGAUAGAUGUCACAGCAUAUUACGGUUUGCAAAGCUUGCGCUGUGCUUGCUGAAGUUGACUAUAGCUUCUGAAAUUCAGAGACAAAUGUUUAUCAAUUUUUUCUGGAA
This is a messenger RNA of Coturnix japonica (Japanese quail), 2461 nucleotides long. It is a transcript of the gene CHODL, whose product is annotated as chondrolectin. The record is from RefSeq and is a predicted model, not a curated record. Gene Ontology annotation, cellular component: cytoplasm. NCBI's taxonomy places the organism in Eukaryota, Metazoa, Chordata, Aves, Galliformes, Phasianidae. Gene Ontology annotation, biological process: positive regulation of axonogenesis.